CUCAGCAUGAGGUCCGAAACUUGUUUUUUGAUCAUUGUUCCCCCCCCAACUUCUCCCUCCUCGGGGGAAAAAAGGGACCCAAAGAAGAGGGAGAUGGGGAGACCAAGAGCAGCCUAAUUACGCAGGGAGGGAAGAGGAGCACACCACCAUGUUUAAGGAAUAUGAAGAAAACAUACUGUUUAACUAUCUCCAAGUAACAAGUGGUUCGUAGAACAGGUCACAUGUUGUAUGUUGGUGGAGCACCACAGUAGGGAGUUCAGAAUUUGCUGAGGGUAUGGAUGAUACAGUGGAGCUGCAGUAGAGGUUCGGGUUUUGCAUCCAGGAAGUGUUGACUGAAUAUGCGGGUCGGUGCGUGGCUUCUCUGGGUGUCCUGGUUCUACACCUGGGCAGAGUACUCACAGAGGUGCAAGUGCCAUGACAUCUGUCCAACAGAGCCAGGAUUGGACAAGAGGUCAAAGAGCGGGGUCAAGGAGCAUGCUCGUCACGGUGUCGGACACCAGCACACGCCUCACAGGAACAGGCCACACCGCAGAAAAGGUUCCAGAGUUCAUGCAGAGGAGAUCCCGCCCCGCAUCGUCCACCACCCGUCUGACGUGGUGGUGAAAGUCGGGAAUCCCGCCACGCUCUCCUGCCGGGCGGAUGGCAGCCCUAAGCUGACCAUCGAGUGGCUGCGAAAUGGCCAGCCUCUGGAGACGGCAAAGGGAGACGGACAGCUGCAGCCCAUGGUUUUGCCCGAGGGGAGCCUCUUCUUCCUGAGUGUGGGAGGGGGCAGGCGAGGUCAGUCGCAUGAGGGUGUCUACGCCUGUGUGGCCAGGAACGGUGCAGGCGUGGCCACCAGCCGUAAUGCAUCACUGUAUAUUGCAGUGCUGCAGGAGGAGUUCAGUGUGCAGCCCAGUGAUGUGGAGGUGGCAGACGGGGAGGUGGCUGUCUUGAACUGUGGCCCCCCAGUGGGACACCCUAAACCUAAUGUCAUCUGGAAGAAGGAUGGCUUUCCCAUUAACAGCACUGAUCGUCACUACACUGAGCUGAGUGGGAAGCUUCUCAUCGAUCCUGCAGAGAAGCACCACUCUGGCGCUUAUGUGUGUGUGGCCAGCAACACUGUGGGAGUCAGAGAGAGCAGGGCGGCUCGGCUCUCUGUGCUGGCCAAGCCUGUGUUGGUGCUGAAGCCAGAGAAUGUGUCUGUGAGAGUCGGGGAGUCUGCACAGUUCUACUGCCAAGCUAAAGGUGACCCCCCACCUGCUGUGGUCUGGAGCAGAGAGCAGGGGCCACUGCCCAACGGCAGGUAUCUUGUAAACCCAGAUCAGACUCUCCAGAUCCAUUAUGUGACUGCCCAGGACUCUGGGAAGUACACCUGCACUGCUGCCAAUGAUGUAGGUUUGGUCACAGCCAGCGCCCAGCUACUAGUUGAAGAGGCUGCCAGCACUAAACAGAAAGAUCUCCACAAAGAGCUGUCAGCCCUGCGGGUUGCUCUGGAAAAUGUCACUAUCAUGGCCCCUGGGUCUAAUAUAUCCCAAGUACAAUGGAAGCUCCAGUCCCUCCCAGCCCAGCCUCAUUACCUCGAUGGCUUCGAGGUUCUCUUUCGCUCUCUGCCGCCUGCCAGCUCAGACUGGACAGCAAAGAAGGUGACACUGCCCAGCUUCCAGACUCAAGUGGGCCCCUUAAAGAGAGGCUACACAUAUGAGUUCAAAGUUCGCCCCUAUGGCAGCAACUUGUAUGGGAGGGAGAGCAACACCCAGCACCUCAGCGUCCCUGAGACAGUGCCGAGUGCCUCUCCACUGGCUGUGUCCAUAAGAGUGAGCCAUGAGCAGAAUAACACCAUCUAUUUGAGCUGGGAGCCUCCUCCUCAUGACACCCACAACGGUAUCAUACAGGGUUAUCAGGUGUGGUGCGUGGAGCCUGAGGAGCAGCAGUACCAAAACUGGACAGUGGAUAGCGGCCAUCACAGCCUUGACAUCUCAACUCUCCAACCAGGGAAACAAUAUUGGAUCACCAUAGCAGCUGUCAAUGGAGCUGGAGUAGGAGUGCUGAGUGACCCUCAUGGAUUUAUCAUCAACCCACAAAUACGCAGUCCUCCUGAUUCAGACAGCCAAAGACGGAAUGUGUCUCAGGUGCUGGCCCUGCUUCAGGACCCGGUGUUGAUCGGCAGCAUUGGUGCCCUCCUGUGGUGCAGUUUGAUGGUUGCAGCUGUCUGUCUCUUCAGACGCCACAGCAGGACAGGCCACCUUAUCCCAAGACACGGCGGCGCUAAAGGUUUGCACAGACUGGCCAAUGAAGAUCUCAUCAUAAAACACAGAAUGGCCGCUCCAGACUCCCCCUGGAUCUCUGGAGGCUGGAGACCUGCCUUCAACCAGAAGUAUCAGGACUUAUGGGCCCAAGGUGAAAAACAUCCAGGGAUCAGGAGCACCAGCCUCCCAGUCUCAUCCAAGAAGGACCCCACCUGUCUGGACUCAGCUGUCCCCAUUGUGACCGACAGCUGCGGCGUCUAUGGCACUUUUUACGUGGACCUGAUGGGAAAUGGCCUCAAGACCUUCAACAGUCCCGGGCGAUGCCCUAAAAGGCCUCACGGUCAGCUUGAUCAGCAAGGAACUGAGACCAUCCAGAUAUUCACUCAGCCUGUGGCAAAGACCUCACCCUUCGGCAGCCAGGAGGCGCUACCAUGGAAACAUGCCAUACGCCCCCAGCCCAAGAUGGGUGUGCUGAGGGAGUCAUGGGAAAAGUCUCACAGCAAGCAAGAGUUACAUGCAGUGAACAGUGUCCCCAUAGUGCCAACCAGGAACCAGGCUUGUCCAUCCAGUGUCUACAAACAGAGACUCAGUCACAUACCAUCAGGCCGGCACGAUGGACAUUCACAGUACAGUAAAGUUGCCUGCGGUCCUCGCCUGCUGCAUUACUCUGCAUCAUUACACCUGGUGGACAUGCUGCCCCCACCACCACCAAUACCCACAGAGGACACCACGGACGCGUACAGCCUCACCUCAGAUGAAGGCUCCAGUCGCUCUACAAAGCUAACAGUGGACACAGGCUCUCUCCAGUCAGUGUGUGCUGUAUCAGGCCACCUUGAGAAAACAGGAUUCACCAACAGCAACACCAGCUGCCCCUCCUACAGCCACCUGUCUACUACAUCAUAUUCCAUGUCAAUGGAUGGCGAACAGGGCGGGACACUGACAGCAGAGGAAGCCACCCAGUAUCUGGAGCUCAGCCCUAAACCUGAGAGAUGCAGCAGUGCCCUGCCUGAGCAGCGCCCCUCCCUCUCCCACCCCUUCCCCCCCACCCUGGGCUACAUCUGUGGGCAAGUCUGUAACCCUGCCACUGAUGAGCCUGAGGCCCCACCGAUUGGCUUGCGACGUGCCCGCCUCCAGAGCACACCUUCCUCCUGCUACAGUGACUGGGACAGCUCACUGUGGAACACCUGGAGCUCCGUCAUGGACUACAACAUGGCCAGUGCACGCACCAGCCUUAUCAGCUCGGUGGACAGCUGCUACACUAACGACAGCGCCAACUUUGCCCGCUUGCUGGCCGUGGCAGCGGAGACCAUGAGUGGAAGCUCUUUGUCAGACUUCUCUCCGCCGGCCUCCCCCCUCAGUGCCUUGUAUCCGUCAUUUUGUGCAGAAGGAGAUGCAUUCGGGGAGCUGGAGCCGGUUCCUGCGUGGGACUGGAGCACGGCCUGGGUGGAGGAAAUGGAGGCUCAGUACAGAGCACACUAUCCUGGCAGAAACACCAGACCCUUUGACACUUAGGGAGAGUAAAAGAUGCAACUGAAUUUUGAGAUCUUCUGAAAAACACUUCACGGCGAUGCCAGAACUGCAAGACAAGAAGAGGGGAUAGACAUAAUACCCCAGCAGUUACUGAUUUCCUUUGUGAGAGCGCCAGAAAGUGUUUUUGAGGUCUGAGUAAUUCAGGGUAGUGAUUUUGUAGUAAAGAAUAGAUAAAUAAAUAAAUAUCUGGAUAUGAAGUACAAUUGAAGCCACCACCUUGAUGUUUGAGACACCUCUGCUAGUAAAUGCGCAUAUGUUGUGUACCUCAGGGCAGUCCAGCUACUAUUUUGCAUCCUUCAAAUGACUUCCAUUGAGUUUCUAAAGUUUUUUUCCCUCUCCGUAUCCUUUUUCUCUCAUUAGAGAAGAGGAUAAUGAGAUACUUCCCUUGAGAUGUUCUCACCCAGUGUGUUUUGAAAAGGCCAGAAAAGCACAAAGACAGGAUGUGAGACAGGGAGAAAGCAGUCAUUAGGCAGAAGAAAUACAGUGCUGGAGUUUUCCUCACAGCAUGCGUUUGUUACUUAUUUUCAUGUUUGUUGCAGGGUGUUAUUGGGGCUGACGGCCUGCCAAAUAAAACAUAUCAUAAUGAUUUUGUACAGGACAGUUUUACUGAUCAAGUGUAUAUAUGCAGGAUAUUCAGCAAAUGUUAUUUAAAGAAUUUUAAACACAAUCCAAAUCAUUUUCUGUCUUCCUGAUUGUUUUGGUGAUUUCUUUGACAUUCUGGGAAUUCUUUUGUAUUUUAAGAUUGUUUUUGUCUUUAUACACCCUCUCUACUUUUUAUUGUUACACAAAGUUUGCAUUAGACAAAACAUUGUGCAGUUGAGAGUAGCAAAAGUAGCAAAAGUUAUUUUUAACAUGUUUAAUUAAACUAACUCGAGGUUUUACCUCUACAUAAAAGUAAAGGAGUUUUAGCAAGCACUCAAUGAAAAGUAUUAGCAUAAGAGCUGCAUAGCUCAGUCUCUGCAUGCUUGAUACAUUUUUAUAUAUAAAUUCACUAAUGGUAGUAGAAUCAACGUUUUACAUUUUGUAAGAAUUUGCAUUUUAUUUUAUUUACAUUACAUUACAUAUAUGUUUUAUAGUUAUGAAUAAAAUCUAUGUAUUGAUUGAAA
This is a messenger RNA of Micropterus salmoides (largemouth bass), 4861 nucleotides long. RefSeq names its product roundabout, axon guidance receptor, homolog 4 (Drosophila) (gene robo4). The record is from RefSeq and is a predicted model, not a curated record. Lineage: Eukaryota; Metazoa; Chordata; Actinopteri; Centrarchiformes; Centrarchidae. Gene Ontology annotation, cellular component: axon; plasma membrane. The transcript is spliced from 19 exons. Bases 339 to 3737 code for a protein of 1132 amino acids. Gene Ontology annotation, molecular function: protein binding. Gene Ontology annotation, biological process: axon guidance; cell-cell adhesion.